AUGAACAAGCAAGAUUUCUUAGAGCUUUUCGAAGCAGCAAUUCGAGCGGCUAAAAGCGAUUCUUCUCCACAAGUGGCGAGGUGUGUCGACGCCAUGAGUCGUCUGAAAGAAGCUCCCGAGUCAGUCGCUUUAGACGCUUUUCUCACCACCUCCUCCCUCGGAGGGAGACUCGCCAGAGUUCGCACCGAACACCCAAACCCUAAAAUCCGAUCGGAAGCAAACGAUCUUCUUUACACUUGGAUGCGGUACCUUUACGCCACCGGUCCAAAACGGAGCCGUCGCGAUCAUGUCAGAGAUCGUCAAAAUCUGGUGAAGGUGAUUUCGACUGGUGAUUCCAAGAGAGACAAAGUGCGUGAGAUUCUGCAAAAGUCUCUGUCUAAAGUCGCUGACGAGGUUCAUGUCGAGAUGAAGAAACGAGUGGCUGAUUGCGAUCAUUGGGAUGUGGCUGUUUCGGUGGAAUCUGCCAUGUUUGAGAGAUUAGGUUGUUUCGAGGGAAAACAAAAACCAAAAUACAGAUCCAUCUUGUUCAACAUCGGAGAUAGUAAUAAUCCUGACCUAAGGAGGAAAGUCUUGACCGGUGUGAUCAGUGGAGAAAGACUGGUGACGAUGGAGGGAGAAGAGAUGGGAAGUGACCAGAUUCAGAAGCAAGUCAAAGAAAUCAAAGAGAAAGCAAGGUUUAAAGAAGAGAAUCGACUCAAGAGCAUGAUGAUGCUUCAUCAAUCCGAUCAUAUGAUCAUGACCUAA
Molecule: messenger RNA, 744 nt
Organism: Microthlaspi erraticum
Lineage: Eukaryota; Viridiplantae; Streptophyta; Magnoliopsida; Brassicales; Brassicaceae
Source: the annotation of a GenBank genome assembly